Molecule: messenger RNA, 3403 nt
Organism: Spea bombifrons (plains spadefoot toad)
Lineage: Eukaryota; Metazoa; Chordata; Amphibia; Anura; Pelobatidae
Gene: AFG3L2
Product: AFG3 like matrix AAA peptidase subunit 2
Exons: 17
Coding region: 137-2572 (811 amino acids)
Biological process (GO): mitochondrial protein processing; protein-containing complex assembly
Cellular component (GO): m-AAA complex; membrane
Molecular function (GO): zinc ion binding; ATP-dependent peptidase activity; ATP hydrolysis activity
Source: RefSeq, a predicted model, not a curated record
GCGUGUAAUGGGAUGUUUGCACUCCGUGGAGGUCGCAUUGGAUGUUAUAGUUUUUUGUGUGAUGUCAUAGGGGGGACGUCACAGUGGGACUCCUGGGACUGUCAGAUUCUCAUCGUUGGGCUGUAAUUGCCCCAGGAUGGCUCAUCGUUGCCUUCUGCUCUCUGCGGCUGGGAGAGGCCUCGUACCGUUACUGCCCCGUAACGCAGCCCGACGGUUAGAGGCCUGCUGUCAUAGGAGGAUCCACACCCCAGGAACCGCUGCAGACAAGAGUGUGCUGCUGGCCGACGUUCUUGCUUCUUAUAGACGGCUCCUGUGUUCCCAGCCUCCCAAAGGUUUUGAGAAAUAUUUCCCCAAUGGGAAGAAUGGCAAGAUAGGAAAUGAAGACAAAGGAGCUUCCAGUGAAAUGAAAGAUGCAAAAAGUAAUGAAAACAAUACAAAACUCAAUGGGAAUCAGCAAUCCUCUGGUGGAGGAAGUGAUUCAGGUGGAGGUGGCAAGAAAGGUGGGAAGGGGGGUGGAAAAAAAGAAGACUCCACUUGGUGGUCAAGACUGCAGAAGGGGGAAAUCCCUUGGGAUGACAAAGAGUUCCGAUUCUACUUCAUGGCAAGCGCUGGUUUUUGGGCUGUCGUUACCUAUUACAUUUUCUUCCGGAACUCUGGAAGGGAAAUCACGUGGAAGGAUUUCGUAAAUAAUUACUUAUCCAAAGAUGUGGUGGAUCGCCUGGAGGUGGUCAAUAAACGUUACGUGAGAGUCAUCUUUACACCAGGAAAGACGCCUGUUGAUGGGCAGUAUGUCUGGUUUAAUAUUGGCAGUGUGGAUACUUUUGAGAGGAAUUUGGAAACUUUGCAACAAGAGCUUGGUAUUGAAGGAGAGAACAGAUUACCUGUGGUGUAUGCAGCCGAAAGUGAUGGCUCCUUCCUUCUAAGCAUGUUGCCUACAGUCCUUAUCAUUGGGUUUCUCCUGUACACCCUAAGACGGGGCCCGGCCGGUGGAAGGCCCGGAAGGGGAAUGGGGGGACUUUUCAGUGUUGGGGAGACAACUGCCAAAGUGCUCAAGGAUGAAAUUGAUGUGAAGUUCAAGGACGUGGCUGGAUGUGAAGAGGCAAAAAUGGAAAUUAUGGAGUUUGUCAAUUUCCUGAAAAAUCCAAAGCAGUAUCAAGAUUUGGGUGCCAAAAUUCCAAAGGGUGCGAUUCUUACCGGUCCUCCCGGAACUGGGAAGACACUCCUGGCAAAAGCCACAGCAGGAGAAGCUAAUGUACCUUUCAUCACGGUAAACGGCUCUGAGUUUUUGGAGAUGUUUGUCGGUGUUGGCCCUGCCAGGGUCCGUGACUUAUUUGUUUUGGCCAGGAAAAACGCUCCUUGCAUUCUUUUCAUUGAUGAGAUUGAUGCUGUUGGCAGGAAGAGAGGACGUGGAAAUUUUGGAGGACAAAGCGAACAAGAAAACACACUCAACCAGCUUCUGGUGGAGAUGGAUGGGUUUAAUACCGCAACUAAUGUGGUUGUAUUAGCCGGGACGAACAGGCCGGAUAUCCUGGAUCCUGCUCUCAUGCGUCCGGGCCGUUUUGACAGGCAGAUUUAUAUAGGUCCUCCCGACAUAAAAGGUAGAGCAUCUAUAUUUAAAGUUCACCUCAGGCCUUUGAGGUUAGAUGCAUCCAUAGACAAGGAAGGUCUAGCUAGAAAGAUGGCAGCAUUAACCCCUGGCUUCUCAGGUGCAGAUAUUGCAAAUGUGUGUAAUGAAGCUGCACUGAUUGCUGCCAGACACCUAUGUGACGCAAUAAACCAAAAGCACUUUGAACAAGCCAUUGAGAGGGUUAUUGGAGGUCUGGAAAAGAAAACGCAGGUCCUCCAACCGCAAGAAAAGAAGACAGUGGCUUAUCAUGAAGCCGGCCACGCGGUGGCAGGGUGGUUCUUGGAACACGCAGACCCCCUUCUGAAGAUUUCUAUCAUCCCAAGAGGAAAGGGAUUAGGUUAUGCUCAAUACCUGCCUAGAGAGCAAUACCUAUAUACUAAGGAGCAGCUCCUGGAUCGCAUGUGCAUGACUCUGGGCGGACGUGUUUCAGAGCAAAUAUUCUUUGGAAAAAUUACAACUGGCGCUCAGGAUGAUUUGAAGAAAGUAACCCAAAGUGCAUACUCACAGAUUGUCCAGUUUGGAAUGAAUGAUAAAGUUGGACAAGUGUCUUUUGACCUACCUCGCCAAGGAGACAUGGUGCUGGAGAAACCUUACAGUGAAGCAACGGCAAGACUAAUUGAUGAUGAAGUUAGAAUACUUAUUAGUUCUGCUUACGAGAGAACACUCCAGCUUCUUAAAGAAAAGAAGGCUGAAGUUGAAAAGGUUGCCCUUCGUCUUUUAGACAAGGAAGUGCUUGAUAAGAGUGACAUGGUGGAGCUAUUGGGUUCCAGACCCUUUGCAGAGAAGUCUACCUAUGAAGAGUUUGUUGAAGGCACUGGUAGCUUAGAUGAGGAUACUUCGCUUCCUGAAGGUCUGAAAGACUGGAACCGAGACCGUGAAAAAGAGAAAGAGGAAUCCACUGAUGAACAGAUUGCACGGCACAUCAGUGGAGGACUGCCGUUCUAAUUGCUUGGGUAGCAUAGUGAACAAAUGGCACCGGAUUUUCGCGGGAGUCUAGAAACCUCGUAAAAUAAAAGAACUCUCAUUGAAUCUGGAAUGUAAAUGAUUAUAAGGGUAUGAUGGAAUAAGGUAUGGUUUGUUUUUUUUACAACCCCAAGUAAACCAAAAUGCAAUAGCUUUUCCAACGCAAAAAAAAAGAUAAAAGGUAUUUCAUUUAUGAUCUCCAAAAAAAUAUUUUUCACUGUGUGACAUGUUAACUAAAGUUGCAUUUUUUUUUUAUGGAGUUUGGAACUUUUAUGUAGGAAUGGCCCCAAAACUGAGGUGCUUUUUGCAUAUAUCCAAAUCCACAUGAACAGUUUUUUUCAAAAGAAUAUUUCCUAAUUUGAGGACUGCUCCGUUUUAACUGCUCUCCAGGGGAGUUAAGUUUUUUUUUUUCUUUUUCCACCUUCAUUUUAAGUCUCUUUCAAUCCUUGUAACCCUAAAGAUGCAAAUAAUAUUGCACCGGGUUGAUAUUUGGCAUAUGUUUAAUAAUAAUAAUAAUAAAAAAAAAAGUAUUUCCAGGUUAGCACAGGUAAAUGCAAAAGUCCAAAUGAUCUGCUCAUCCGUGCCGGAUUCCACUAAAUGCGAAAGUAUCUGAUGAAUUACUUUCCUCCAAGAGGGACUUGCCAAUCGAUAUUGUCCUGAAAUGAAAACUAGAAACAAGGACAGCUGUAGUAGUCAUUUAGAAAAUUCAAUACUGGUCAACAAAAGACACAUGAAAUCAGAAUAUAUUGUCUAAAAAGGGUUUGUGUAUGAAUUAUUUCUAUAGAAUUCUCACAGCCUGAAUGUAUUUUUUUU